Molecule: messenger RNA, 327 nt
Organism: Raphanus sativus (radish)
Lineage: Eukaryota; Viridiplantae; Streptophyta; Magnoliopsida; Brassicales; Brassicaceae
Exons: 2
Coding region: 1-327 (108 amino acids)
Molecular function (GO): zinc ion binding
Source: RefSeq, a predicted model, not a curated record
AUGACGAACAGGAACAUCAAUGAAGGCAUCCCUUCGAGAUGCUGGUGUGGAAAGGGGAUUGUCACUUAUGUUUCAAAAACGGAGGAGAACCCAUACAGACGAUUCUUCAGAUGUGAGAUUGGUUUACAGUGGGUAGACGAGGCUCUGGUUGAUGAGAUUGAAAGGAUGACUGAGCAUCAGGCGAGAGUUGACGAGGAAAUUGAAGAUCUGAGAAUUUCUAUGAAGAAGACAGUGCAGGACGAAGUUAUGAACCAUAAGAAUGCGCUUGAUGUAGGAUGCCUAGGAACCUUUUUCGGUUUAUUAUGUCUCUGGUCCAAAAAUGAUUGA